AUGCCAUGGCUGAGCCGUCUGCACUGGACGCUGUUUCUCUUUGGCCAUGGACACGACGACUAUCCGGCUGCAGACCAGCCGGACUACUGGAACCAAGUCUACAAAGUGCAAAGCCUGCACGGGCGCUCCCUGUACGAGUGGUACGGUCUUGGCUACCAGCAACUGCACAGUUCUUUGAUGGAGCUGCUGGAACCGCUGCCUGCUCACUCGGCCAGCACAGCGAGGCUGCUCGUGCUUGGAAGCGGCGACUCCGCCCUGAGCGCCGAGCUGGCUUCAGACAAGGUUCUCGAGAAGCAGAACUUCGAGGUCAUCAGCAUCGACUUCUCCGCUGAGGUGACAGAACGGAUGAGGCGGAGAUUCCCAGAUUUAACUUUCCUCACCAUGGAUGCCAGGAACAUGUCAGAUUUCGGUGGUGGCUCUUUUGUGGCUGCCGUCGACAAAGGCUUGUCUGACUGCCUCGGCACAGUUGCGUCCCGGAGACAGUACUUCCAGGAGGUGCGACGGGUGCUUGUUUCAACCGGGCGUCUGCUUGUGGUGUCGCAGCGAAGGCUGUGGGCAGGUCAAGAUUUGCUGUCAGAUGACGACGAGGAUGAGCUAGAUACCUUCCGUGAGCGACACUCAGAGGCUCAUGACCUGGGACCCGGCUGGUCCUGCAAGGAGCAGGAGAUGUAUGGGCCGCUGUUUAUGGAGAGCGACGAGAAGCAGCCUCCCUUUCCACAGCCAGGUUGGCUUGCCGCGUUUCUGCGACCGACGGCGGCAGCUGAGAUGUCAAAAAGCCAUGCGCUGCACAGGCUCCGGCUAGAUGUUUCCAAAUGGCUGAGUGACUGGGCCUUGUCAGAGCCAGCCUCCUUGAAGGAGUGGAAUCAAGACUCCGUGCGGUCCCAAGCCAAGGAGGAGGGGGCGUUGAUCGCGCGGCUUCCAGUUCAAGUCCCCACGGAUGGAGAGGUUGUUGAUGUCCAGUUGAGUGACCUCCGAGUGGGGCGACGGAUGAAUUCGCGGCGGCCGGUCCUUUGCCUCGGGAAUCUCAAGUUCUGUCAGGACUGCAUCGAUGCCUCCAUGGAGGUUCAGGAGGCCAUGGUCCGUACGGACUUCCUGCUUGUGCCCGUGCUCUGCAAUCCUUCUGACGAUGAUGUGCCUGCCCUGGCCGCAGCGGUGAAAGACCUGAGCUUCGUGGCACUGCCUGGGAAGGAUCCAAAAGGAGAUUGGGCACUGCUCUCCGAGAUUCAACUCGCACAGGUUCGCAGUCAGGGCUUGGACGAGGACGUUGGCCAGGCCAUCAUCAUCAAAAAGAAUGGGCGUGUUGGCACUCGAUUCCUCGGAGUGCCGGACUGGAAAUCUUUAACUGCCGAGGUGGACGCUCGUGUGAAACUGGGAUUGGACACGCGAAACGUGUGA
This is a messenger RNA of Symbiodinium sp. CCMP2592, 1395 nucleotides long. The record is from the annotation of a GenBank genome assembly. NCBI's taxonomy places the organism in Eukaryota, Dinophyceae, Suessiales, Symbiodiniaceae.